Molecule: messenger RNA, 1278 nt
Organism: Trichomonas vaginalis G3
Lineage: Eukaryota; Parabasalia; Trichomonadida; Trichomonadidae
Product: ankyrin repeat protein family
Exons: 1
Coding region: 1-1278 (425 amino acids)
Molecular function (GO): protein binding
Source: RefSeq, a predicted model, not a curated record
AUGCAGUGCCCUACUACUAUUGAUACAAAAGAUUUGUAUUUUUGUUCUAGAAGUGCAAAUGUUUCUAUUCAAAAUAUUAAUGAGGUCGUCUCAACUUUGAAAUCGAUAAGAAAAUAUCUGAAAUUCAGUGUAAUAGAUGGAAUCAUUGAUAUUUUAAAUCAAACAGAAAAAGAAAUACAAUCACUUAGAUCUCAAAUUCGCAAGGCAAAUGAGGCAUUUAGUAUAUUGGGAGAUUUUCUUUCACAAAAUGAUAAUGUUAAGGAUUCACAUGAUUUUGAAAGCAUUUACGAUUUCCAUGAUAGACUUUCAAUCACAAGAAACCAAAUUUUGAAGCUAAAGGCUUGCAACGAAGGACUUUGGGAAAAGACGUACCAAACAAAUAACAAUGAAGAAAGAAAUAUAUUUCAUGUUGCAUGCGAAAAAGGAAAUAUAAAUAUUGUUAAAAUGCUCAUCGAUUGUGGUUGUGACAAAGAAACAAAGACUAAAAAAGGAUGCACUCCACUCAUUUAUGCAUCACAAUUUAAUCACCUUGAUAUUGUUAAAUAUUUAAUAUCAGCAGGAGUUGAUAAGGAUGCAAAAGAUAAUACAGGAUAUACUUCACUCACUUGGGCAAUAUUUAGAAACAAUUUUGAAAUUGCUAGAUAUCUUCUUUCUAUUGGAGCUGAUAUCGAUCCAAAAAAUAAUGGUGGCAUAAAUCUUAUCAUUUAUGCCUCACAAUGGGGUUAUUUUGAAAUUGUUAAAUAUAUUGUUUCUGCUGGAGCCAACAUAAAUUCAAAGGAUGAUGGAGGAUUUACUCCACUGACUUUGGCAUUAUUAAAUAAUCAUAUUGAAAUUGUCAAAUAUCUUCUAUCUGCUGGAGCCAAUACUGAAGAAAAGCACAAUGGCAUAAAUAUUCUCUGUUAUGCGUCACAACAUGGUCAAAUUGAAAUUGUUAUGCGCCUUAUCAUUGCCCGGGCGGAAAUGAAUGCAAACGAUAAAUUUGGAUUGAAUCCACUUAAUUAUGCAUCAUCUAAUGGUCAUCUCGAAAUUGUUGAAUGCCUUAUCCGUUCCGGAGUUGAUGUAAAUGCAACUACUAAUGAAGGACAGACUUCUCUCAUUUUAGCAUCAGAACACGGUCACCUUGAAAUCGUUAAAUGCCUAAUUUCUGCUGGAGCUAAUAUAAAUAUGAAAGAUAAAUACGGAAAGACUUCACUCAUUUUAGCAUCAGAACAUGGUCACCUUGAAAUCUUUCAAUUUCUUAACUCAUUAAAUAAGUCACAGUUAAAGGAAAAUCCAUAA